Messenger RNA from Jatropha curcas, 3436 nucleotides. Its product is annotated as putative E3 ubiquitin-protein ligase LIN-2. The record is from RefSeq and is a predicted model, not a curated record. Lineage: Eukaryota; Viridiplantae; Streptophyta; Magnoliopsida; Malpighiales; Euphorbiaceae.
GUCUUUCUUACUUCUAUUCUAUAGCUGUCUUUUAUUGUCAAUUAUUGGUGUCGAAGGAAUGUCAGGAAACCUUUUGAGACUCACUCCUCUGCUCCAAUACCAAACUCAUCUGUUCUCCAAGAAAUGACUUCAUUACAUCAUUUGCUGUCUCAAGAAGGAUUUGAACGUACAAAUAAGUUGUUUAAAACUGGCAGGAAACAAGUGAAGCUCAGUGAUGAAUCCAAAUCACUACCUAAAUACAUUUGCCAUGAUAUAAAAAGCGAGAAUUCCUUCAAGAACUUGACUAGAAGAGCAAGUUCUGAUUCGAAGAGAAUUGACGGAUAUGAACCUGCAAUGUCAAUGGAUGAAGUUGCUGUUAGAGCUGUUAUAUCAAUACUUGGUGGGUAUAUAGGAAGGUAUGCAAAAGAUUUGCAUUUCCGGAAAAUGAUUCGAAACAAGUGCAAUUCUUGCUUAGCAAGAAGAACAAGGAAAGAUUUGGAUGAUGGGAUGUUCGCCAAUAUGGAGUUGGGAAUAGAAAGUGUUGAUAAGUUAAUUGAAGAUCAAGGAACAAGAAAGGAAUUGAAAAUGAAGUCAUUAAGGAAUUCAAUUCAGCUAUUGACUGUUGUUGCUUCUUUGAAUUCUAAAAAGUCAAGAAAUGCUUCUACUUGUGGAAUUCCCAAUUCCCACAUCUCAGCUUGUGCUCAAUUGUACUUAUCUAUUGUAUACAAGUUAGAGAAGAAUGAUAGAAUAUCUGCUAGGCAUUUGCUUCAAGUGUUCAGCGAUUCGCCUUUUUUAGCAAGAACACAUUUGCUUCCUGAUCUUUGGGAGCAUUUCUUUCUUCCUCAUCUCCUUCAUCUUAAGAUUUGGUAUAACAAGGAACUUGAAAUCCUUUCAGAUUCUCUUUGUCAAGUGGUUGAUAAGGAAAAGAGAAUGAAAGCUCUGAGAAAUGCCUAUAAUAGCCACAUGGAUAUGGGAACCAUUCAGUUUGCUUUGUACUAUAAAGAGUGGCUCAAAGUUGGAGGAAAAGCUCCAUCUGUUCCUGCUGUGUCUUUGCCAUCUGGACAUAGUUAUGCAACUUCAAGAAGAACAUCAGCAGAUUCUUUUACUUCCUAUUCUUCUAUCAACAAAAAAUUAUACAGAGCUGUGUUUGGCCACAUGGCCGAGCACCAAUCAUUGGAGGUUAAUAGUCAAAAUAAAGAUUCAAUGGAUGUAUGGGAUCUAAAACAAGAAAAGAUGACUCAUCGAAGAACAUCAAGUGAUAAUUCUAUAGUUCCAAAAAAACAACUGUGGCAUCAGACACCAAAAUCAGACUUUUUCAGGUUCUUAUCUUGCCAGAGUAUAGUAUCAGAAUGCUGGGUGAAAGGCAAUCAUAUAGUUGGAAGUAGCUCAAUUAAGAACACUGAGCUUGCUGAUAUACCAUUGAGCGAUCUAAGUACGGCUAUUUCUACUAUAUGCUCUUCAGAUAGUCUGACCGACUGUGAAAUUGCUAUUCGUGUAAUAACCAAAGCCUGGUUAGACUCUCAAGGUAAUCCUGUCGUUGAAGAUGCUUUAUCAAAAGCUCCGGUGAUUGAAGGAAUGCUUGAGGUCUUAUUUGCUUCUGAUGAUGAUGAAAUUCUUGAAUUGGCAACAUCAAUCAUAGCUGAGUUUAUAUCAAGAAAUGAAGCAAAUAGACUAAUAAUACUAAACUCCGAUCCGCAGCUUGAAAUCUUCAUGAGACUUUUGAAAAGUAGUAGUUUAUUUCUUAAAGCAGCUGUUCUGCUAUACCAGUUGAAGCCAAAAGCAAAACAGAUGAUAUCAAUUGAGUGGGUAACAUUAGCACUUCGAGUUUUAGAAUUCGGAGAUCAACCGCAGACCCUAUUUACUGUGAGAUGCAUACCUCAAAAGGCAGCAAUGUACUUUCUAGACCAACUUCUAACAGGAUUUAGUGAAGAUAGGAACUUAGAGAAUGCUAGCCAAGUUGUCUCCCUUGGAGGACUGAGCUUGCUUGUGAGGAUUUUUGAGAAAGGAGACAUUGAUGAGAGGAAUAAUGUUGCUAUGCUUAUGUCUUGCUGCAUUCGAGCCAAUAGUAGCAGUAGGAAUUACUUGGCUGACAAUUUGAAUAAGACUGCUCUUCUAGAGCUCAUUGCUUUUGGAAUCCAAAACAAGUCUACUGGAUCUGCUUUUGCUUUACUAACCGAGCUGCUAUGCCUUAGUAGAAGAACGAAAAUGAUAAAAAUCUUAACCGAACUUAAUAGUGGAUGGGGUGGCUUGAAUACCAAACACAUAUUUCUAGUCUAUCUUCAAAGGUCUUUGCCAGAAGACCGACCCCUGGUCGCAGCAAUUCUGCUACAGCUUGAUGUUCUUGGAGAUCCUUUGAAGUCCAGCUUAUAUAGGGAAGAUGCAGUAGAGGCAAUUAUAGACGCUUUGAAUUGUCAAAAUUGUAACUCAAAAGUUCAAGAACAAACAGGAAGAGCCCUCUUGAUGCUGGGAGGUCAUUUUUUGUAUCCAGGAAAGGCAAAAGCAGAAGACUGGCUUUUAUAUGAAGCUGGUUGCCAUGAAAGAUCAAUGGAUUUAUAUUGCAGCAAUGAAACAAUGCAUGGAAGCUUGAAUGAAGAGGAAAAGGCACUAGAAGAUUGGCAAAAAAGACUAGCAAUUGUCUUGCUUAAUACUGGCAACAAGAGAUUCCUAUCAGCCCUAUCCAAUUCCAUAGCAAAUGGAACACAAAAUUUAGCACAGUCAAGCCUCUUCACUGUUUCAUGGCUGAAUAGAGUUUUGACUUCUGUUGAAGAUGAAACAUUUCACUCAGCACAUAAAGCACUUGUCACAGAAUUUCCUCCUGUUCCAUUGAAGCAUCUCAUAAAGAGUUCAGAAUGUGUAUCUAUGCUUUCAACAUUGGAUAAAGAGUUGAUUGACCCUCUUCGAAACCUUCCGUGACAUGGACAGCUAAUCAGCUCAUUAUUUCAAUCAAUCAAAAUGCAGAAUGUUCAAGAACUUUGAGCGAGCCAUAACCUCUCAAAGGUGUUCCGUUACCCAAGUCAAUUCAUGAGUUUUCGUAAAGCCACAAAUGUUGAUAGGUAUAAACCUGUGAAAAAUUAUAGGCCAUUGUCAAUUGAGCUGUGUUUGGGAAGGAGCAGUGAGGAUUCAUCUUCUAAUAUUGGCUGUCAAAAAUAUUCCGUUGCCCUUUAUCUUCAACACAGGGAAGUACACAUUCAACGAUCAGCAUUGGAAGGUUGUUAAUAUGUAAUUAUUUGGAUUGGCUAGAACCGAAAAGGACUUGUCACCCUCACUAUCCAACAAUGCCACCUCAAGUCUUUCAGCCAAUUUCUGCAAGCGUCACAGUCAUUACAAUUGGUUUUCAUAUAAGGCCAAUUACAUGAGUUUUUAGCGGUGUCCUCUAGUGAAAAGAAUAAUUAAAAGAAAAAAGAAAAAGCAUGUAACUCCAAUAAAAAGAAUUGCAACCGUACCCGCGAAUUUCUUU